This is a messenger RNA of Cercospora beticola, 1464 nucleotides long. RefSeq names its product peptidylprolyl isomerase RRD1 (gene RRD1). The record is from RefSeq and is a predicted model, not a curated record. Gene Ontology annotation, cellular component: nucleus; cytoplasm; protein phosphatase type 2A complex. NCBI's taxonomy places the organism in Eukaryota, Fungi, Ascomycota, Dothideomycetes, Mycosphaerellales, Mycosphaerellaceae. Gene Ontology annotation, molecular function: protein tyrosine phosphatase activator activity; peptidyl-prolyl cis-trans isomerase activity. Gene Ontology annotation, biological process: mitotic spindle organization.
AUGGCAAACAGUGCAAGGCAAGCAAAACUGGAGAAAUUGCAAGAUCAAGCUCAGCACCAGUACAAGAAGCCCACGAAACAGAUCAACGACGGCGACGACCUGUCAUUCUUCUUCGCAUCUGCCGCUUACAGAGACUUGACGAUAUGGCUGCUCCAGCUCACGAGAGCCAUGUUUCCAGUCAAGGCCAGUGAUGGCAAGAUAUCAGCGACGACUUUGGAAACCUCGCUGUCUUUCUCAGCACAAGUCUUGGCACUACGAGCUCUGCUUGACGACCUGGCUCGAUUUAUUGAUCGCGCGCCACCCGACACAGGCCCGAGAAGAUUUGGCAAUGUCGCUUUCAGGAAAUGGUUUCAACACGUCGAGGAAGAGGCAUCUGCACUAUUGCAGAAACAUCUGGGAACCUUCUUGCCAGUUUUUCUGGAAGCUAGCGCUGAGGACGCAGAUGCGACCUUGUUGAGCGAACUGAAAGUGUACUUGCUUGGAAGCUUCGGCAGCGCACAGCGGCUCGACUACGGCACUGGUCACGAACUGAGCUUUUUAGCAUUCCUCGGAUCGCUCUGGAAGCUCGACUUAUUUGGUGCAGGAGAGGAGAAGGCCAUUGUGAUCGGGGUCAUACAGCCAUAUCUGGCGCUGAUGCGCAAGCUUAUCCUAACCUACACAUUGGAGCCGGCAGGAUCACAUGGCGUCUGGGGCCUCGACGACCAUAGCUUCAUACCCUACAUCUUCGGUUCUGCCCAAUUUGGGCCACCGAUCGCAGACGGUGACAUCACAUCUCCCUUGCCUACGGAGGGGUCGCUGGAGGGGUCGCCCUCACCAUCCUCUGUCACUAGCAAACCCAUGGUCGCCGAUUUCAAAGACAGUAACAUGUACUUUUCGGCGAUUCAGUUCAUCUACGAUGUCAAGACAGGUCCGUUCUGGGAACAUUCCCCCGUACUUUACGACAUCAGCGGCAUCAAAGAUGGCUGGGGCAAGAUCAACAAAGGCAUGCUGAAGAUGUACGCUGCUGAAGUAAUGGGAAAGUUUCCUGUGGUGCAACAUUUCCCCUUCGGCAGCCUGUUCGCUUGGGAGAAAGAUGCCAAUGCAGCUGCAACAGUAGCGAGCAUACAUGUCCAACAUCAGCCCCCACAAAGCAAAGAUGUCCCACCAGUGGCCUCUGUUGGCACUGCAGCUCCAUGGGCUCGUUCGAGCGGCGCAGCUAUGCCGCAAAUGCAGUCAAGUACUGGUAUGCCGACAACCAGAGCACCAUGGGCAGUUGCACAGGCAUCUGAUAGGCGAUUACCCGCUAUCGCGUCAUCUAUGGCACCGCCUCUCCAGGCAAAUGCUGGCACUAUGGGCUCAAAUCCCCCGCAGGCUGGUGCUUCAACAACAAUAUCAGCGCCAUGGGCUACUGGCAGUCAGCAAGGCGGGCGAGGCCAGAUGCCAUCAACAUCGGCGCCUUGGGCGAAUCAAAGUUCGAGGAGGUGA